GUUAAGUAUAUUUACAUUUAGUCGAGUUGCAGGUUGUGUGCCAAAACUCAUAGUUGCUUUUUAUUCGUAAGGAUGCGUUCGCUGAAGCCUACAUCCGUGUUACAAGUAUCUUACGCUUUAGUGCUGAUACAUUUUGUUGCGGCGAAGCUUCCCAGCGACAUCAAGCGUUGCGUUGCCGGAGAUGGAAAAUGUAUUAUAGAAAAUAUAAAUGUUAUUUUUAAUAAAAAAAAUCAAGGAGACGAAAGUUUCGGCUUAACCAAGCUGGAACCUUUCACCAUGGAUGACUUCUCAAUACGGCAGGAUCCUGCGAGCCCUGUAGCGAUUUAUUUAGCCUUGAAUAACCCCGUGGUAUAUGGGAGUAAAAACGUAAGAGCAACGAAAGUGAAAGGUUUUGGCAAAACACCAGAAGGUCGUCAUGAAAUACUUUUAGAGGCACCCUACAUCUCGAUGUUAUCCGAUUAUGUGAUUGAUGGUAAAGUGCUGAUUUUACCUAUAAAAGGCGAGGGCAGGAGUAAUUUUACAUUGGUGGAGCCUAAAAUGAAAAUCGUCAUAGAUGCAACUUCACGCACCAAAGAUGGUAAAAUUUUUAUGGACGUAAAAGAUGUACGAGUGGAGUGCAAGCCCAAACGUGUAGCACUACACUUUGAGAAUCUCUUUAAUGGCGACAAAGCUCUGGGUGAAAACAUAAAUAGCUUCCUGAAUGAGAACUGGAAUGGAAUUUUUAUCGAAAUGAAGGCACCGUUGUAUGAUGCGAUCAGCAAACAAAUAAAAGUGGGUACAGCGAAGGUUUUCAGCGCUACACCCUAUGAUGAAAUCUUUGAGAUAUAAUAAUAUGCCUACUAAGUUAUUGUUGUGCAUACUCGUAUACUUUAUUUGUUUAGCCUUGAAAAUGAUGAUGCUCAAGUGAUUGAUCUUGAAGUAGAGCAAUAAAGUUGUUACAAGCUAAGCAAUAUCACUGCGCUAUAGAGUAAAUAAAAAUAAAAUCAUUUUCAUGCAAA
Molecule: messenger RNA, 998 nt
Organism: Anastrepha obliqua
Lineage: Eukaryota; Metazoa; Arthropoda; Insecta; Diptera; Tephritidae
Product: protein takeout-like
Exons: 4
Coding region: 73-828 (251 amino acids)
Source: RefSeq, a predicted model, not a curated record